GGUGUGAAUGUGCAUUUCACCCAGGAACCUUCUGAUCCAAGCUACUUUAACAAUGGUAGUGAUGCCAAACUGGUGUGGGACUAUGCUGAUCCAGAAAAUAAAAUUCAACGCAUCACCUAUAGUGUUUUGGUAAAUGGGAAAUUUCUCAGAAUGAUAGUUAAUGGCAGUCAUGGUGUCCUAGAGCAUCCUGAAAUUCCUCCAUCUUUCAGAGGAAGAGUUAAAAUUGAAGGAAGAGCUACCCUGGUUAUCUAUAACAUCAACCCUGGAGACAAUACCAUUUUUAGAUGUGAAUUAAUUGGAAGCUUUUUGUACUUGGUACAAAGUACAGUGCAGCUGGAUGUAGCAGGUACACAUAACAGGCAUAACCAUUAAUAAUCAAACAUAAAUCAAAUGCAUUCAUAACUGUCAUAUUUUUGAGAUCUGAAGAAAGUAAACAUUAGCAUCAAUUUGUGCAAAACUUAUAUGCAGGGCUGAAAGUGGCUAACUAUUCAGACUUUGGGAACAAUAGAGCUACUUUUACUUGGCAUAGAACACCACACUCCUAAAAGAGAAAAUAUAUUCUAUCAUUUACUUUGCUGUUUCUUAUCGGAAAGAAAUCAGAGAAUUAUCAAAGAGUUAUUGCUUUAUUCUUCUGGCACCAUCUACUGGGUUGCUCUGUUAUGCAUCUUAGAUAAACAUUAUUAAUAUGAGUACUGAAAUUUUCUCCUAUGAAAUAUGUCAAUUAGAAAUGGUCAGUCAAAACUAGAAACAAUCCAACUGGUCCUAUGAUUUUGCUAGAUCAAUAAAGGAAACUUUGCAUGACCAAUCACAGGCAGCAUAUGACAUUAAUUUGGUGGUAAAAAAAUUAGUAUGGAUUUUCACACGUUUUUAAGGGGACUUGCCAACAGGAAUGAAAGUCGGUAUUGCACAGUUUACUGCAUUCUGAGGAUUAUGAUCUCUAACAUUUACAGAUGUAAAUUUGACCUCCCCAAGUAAUUUCUGACACUAAGGAGUAAGUGGAGACUUAGAAGAAUUGUGUGAUGGAGCAAAAUUUUCUUAAAGUUAUGAAAUCAAUAAACCAAUGAAGUCUAUAAUCCAAAAUCUAAAAAAAAGUUUAAUAGGGCCUAUCAUAGUUAAGAGGGAAGAUGGAAAUAUUUUAAGACAAACAAGUAGUAUUAUCCACCUUUUCAGACAAGCCACUCCAUUCUUAAGGAAACCACAUACAGUUUCCUCAACCUUUAAUACUUGCACAUAAUGUAGCACUCAGUACUAUUAAAAAUCAAGUUUUUACUUCUGCCAUUAAAUUAGAUUUUCCUCCUUUCACCAAUACUCUCUCAGCUACUCUGGCUAGCAAGAUCUUUUUUGCAUUCAUUACUCAAACCUUUAGUUUGCAACAAGGAUAUUACUUCCAAUACAAAGAUGAAUCAAGUGGUGUUUUUGGUGUCCCCUCUCCACUUUCUGCCUCUACAACUUCUUUCCAAUCAUCUCCUGUAGUUUCUUAGAGCUCUGAUGGAAUGAUGCUGCUUCAUUACAAAUAUAGACAGAUAUAGGAUAUAAAUAUAGAGAGAUUGAGGAUGUGUUUAAAUUGUUGAGUGAUAACCUCUCUGUUGGGAAGGAGCAAAACAUUUAAUGAUAUUAGUUAUAGGACAAAUUGUUAACAGUGGUCUCCAUACAGUCCAUUCUUAAUGCAGGGCAGUAAUUCGUUUUCUUUGUGUUUGAUUUGGGCUUAAGAACGUUUUAUUUAUGGGUGUGAUUCUUCAAAAUGCGGAGAAAAAGAAACUCCCCAUUCUGCAAACUCCUUUAGCAGAACAGUCAUAAUGAACAAUCAUCAUGUUUGAUAAAAGAACAAUCAGUACAAGGAGAUGAGUAAGUUCUUCUUUUAACUUUAAGUAAUGGGCAAGUAGCAUGCAGCAUGUCACUGGUAUAUUUUUAAUCUGGAAGAAUCCAUAGUUUCUCUUUCGUUAAAAUUUAAGUUCUCUGGAUUGAGGAUGUCUCCUGUAGAUCCUUUAUCAGACCAAGUUCCAAGUGAGGUGUUGCUUGAUUGCUUCUGUUCCUAUUUGUCUGUGCAGCACCAAAAAAGUUAUUUACAAAAAUGGGAGUUGCCCAAUGAGUUACGUCCUAAGUCAACCCUUAAUUCCCUUGGCUAGGGCUCUGCUUUAUAAGUUAGUUUGGAAUUAGUUCUCCGAUAGCUUGUGCCAACAGGUUGACUUAUACCAAAUGAAGUUUGAGCCUCCCUAUAUUAGUUGGUUGUUGGGGACCAAUUGCUCAAUGACUUUUAUUGAAAUUGGAUAAACUGUAAGACUCAGUCCAAGUAAGAUUUGCCACGCCAUACGAGGAGUGAUAAAGUCUCUUUUACCUUUCAGAGCGACCACUUAUAAACCUUCCUUUAAGAAGAAAAUAUUACAUUGAAGGCUCCUUUGUCACCUUAGCCUGUAGAGCUUCUGGGAAACCACUUCCGGAUGUAGCAUGGAUUAGAAAUGGAGUAUUGGAAAGUUCAGGGAAGGAAGCUGCGUUUUUAAAGUUCGAUAAUAUCCACAGAACAGACGCAGGACAAUAUACAUGUCGAGCCAAUAACUCAGUGGAAAUCACUUCUAUUGACACAACAAUUUUAGUUCACUGU
Pocillopora meandrina is the source of this 2599-nucleotide messenger RNA. NCBI's taxonomy places the organism in Eukaryota, Metazoa, Cnidaria, Anthozoa, Scleractinia, Pocilloporidae. The record is from the annotation of a GenBank genome assembly.